AUGGUUGACCCUAACAUCAAUGUUUCGAGCACUUCCACCAAAGUGAUUGAUUCAUUACAUCAAACCAUUGACAAGUUAACAGAAGAAUUGACUACACUUAAACAAUCGCAUGAAGAGUUAACAAAGAAGUUUUCUAUUGUAUCUCAAAAAAAUGAUUCAUUUGUUGACCAAUUAGCUAAUAAUAAACACGAAAAUGAUAUGUUGAGUGCGUUGCUUAAACGUAAGGAGCGAAGAAUUGCUGAUUUAGAAGAUCAAUAUAAUGAAUUGGCAAGUGCAAACGAUUCCUUGAAUUUAAAUAACAAGAAUUUAAAAAUCAGAUGUGAAAACCUUACUGAAUCAAGUAAUGUUUCUACUGCAGAAUACGAACGAUUAAAAAUUAGUUACGAUGCUUUAAUUUCCCUGCAAAAGGAAUACAAGAAUCAUUUCCAACAAGAAAUUAACAAAUUAACUUCACAAUUGGAACAAUAUAAAUUGAGUAAUGAAGCCAAUUUCAAGAAUUUACUGGAAAGUUUGAGUUCCAACGAAAAAGAUUUCGAUACUUUGCUUGAUUCAUUAUCCAACAAGAGACAGCACAUUGAUAAUAUCUACGUUAAUAAGAAUAACCGAAUAUUAACGAUUUUAACCAAUUUAAGUAAGGUUGCCAAGUUACACGGGCAAGAGAGCAAGCAAGUGUUGACUCAAACAACUGAAGUUAUUACUGAAUUGGUUGCAAAACAUCCUGAUUUACAAGAAAAGAUUGAAGAAAAAGAAAACAUUUUAGUCGAUUUGGAUGAAAUUUUAGGUCAAGCGCAUGAAGUUUUACAUGACGAUAGUACCUCAUUUGAUGAUGAUGUAACUUUAGUGCACUCUCCAGAAUUGCACCAAGAAGAAAGUCAGUUAUCCAGAAAUGCUCUGAAGAGACGGAACAAUAACAGAAACAAACGUAACUCCAUAAGAAUUGAUUCAGGAGAAUUUGUUUCAAAUCCAAUAUCAUUACCUAAGAAACCACAGGUUAAUAAUAACAUUGCAAAUUUGCCAAAACCAACUGAUGUUAAACAAAGACCUUUAUCAAGAAAUUUUGGAAAUGACUUUGAAAAUAAUAACCGUGGUGGACAAGGACAAGGGCAUCGUCGUAUGAUUAGUUAUGAUAAUAACCAAGGUCCAGGUCAAGGCCAAGGUCAAGGCCAUCGUCAUAUGAAUGGGUUUGACAAUAACCAAGGUCAAGGACAUCGUCGUAUGAAUAGCUAUGAUAAUAGACGAGACCAACGUAAUAACCUGGGAGGAAACAACAAUGGGCAUUACAAUAACAACAACAACAAUAAUAAUAAUAAUAAUAAUUAUUCCAAUAAUUCUCGCAGAACUCCAAGUGGUGUAAACAAAAAAGAAGAUCUUAUUAUAACAAUAAGAGAAAUUCAGGUUUUUUUGAAGAAGGAGUUACAUAUAGCUAACCUCAUUAUUUUUUAA
Spathaspora passalidarum NRRL Y-27907 is the source of this 1443-nucleotide messenger RNA. It is a transcript of the gene SHE3, whose product is annotated as She3p. The transcript has 2 exons. The record is from RefSeq and is a predicted model, not a curated record. Bases 1 to 1443 code for a protein of 480 amino acids. Gene Ontology annotation, biological process: mRNA transport; endoplasmic reticulum inheritance. NCBI's taxonomy places the organism in Eukaryota, Fungi, Ascomycota, Pichiomycetes, Serinales, Debaryomycetaceae.